Messenger RNA from Penicillium salamii, 2373 nucleotides. The record is from the annotation of a GenBank genome assembly. NCBI's taxonomy places the organism in Eukaryota, Fungi, Ascomycota, Eurotiomycetes, Eurotiales, Aspergillaceae.
AUGCUCCCCGAGACACAGGUGUCUCGACACACUUCCCGGGUGUCUGACGAAGCCCACGAUUCUCACGACCCUUCCACGUUUACGACUUUUACCCGGCAACCCCAGCCAACUGUGCAACGCCCGUCCACUGCUUCAGCGGCGCCUUCCUCACGACCAAGUCCUGUGGGCUCCCAGCGCACCUUACGACGAGUCUCCCGCCAACCGGAAGCUCGCCAAUCGCUCCAUCGUCGAGCCGUAUCCCUCGGAGCUCCGAAUACACACCCGCAUCUACCCCAGCCGGUACAAACUACCCCGGCCUCUGUACGACACCCUCCAGCCAGUGGCAUUGCUGCGCUUCGCCCGGCCCUUUCCGAGGCGCACACGGACGACAACGGCUCGACCAUCGACGAUCCAUACCAGCUCCUCGACAGCUCGUAUUGGCCAAUUCGAACCAGUCGAGUCUCCUCGCGCACCGCGUCAGCCAUCCUUUACGCCCUCGAAGACGCCAUUCGAGGUCCUCUUCAGCUCUCGACGGACUGGGACGAAGUGAAUGCGUCUAUGUCAGACAUGGUAGGUGUUGCUGGCCCUGCUGGGCCUGUGGGCAACGGCCGCGUUCAAAAUGGCGGCCCCCGUGUACCCCCAAAUCCGAUUUCGGGCUCCUCUCAACCCCCGAGUGGAGUGAGAACUCCCACCGACAUAAUGAGGCAGCGCCGAGACCGUGAGGCCCGUCGGAAAGCCGAGCACGACGCCCGAGAACGCGAGCAGGAGGAAUUAGACAGACAGCAGCUGGAACAGGAGCAGCUAGCUCACAUCGAGGCCCAAGCUCAAGCCCAGGCUCAGCAGCAGGCUGGUGUUGCCGGAGACAAUACCUCCCAAUCGAGAAUCCGAGUUCCCAGAGUGCCUCGGGGAUCUGAAGCGCAGCAAGCGGAAACUACACCCGCGCCUGCAGGGUCGGCGUCUGGCUACCGACCGGGGGAAUCGGCGCCGGGCAGAGCACCCGAGUUCCAAACUGCGCCCCCGACCGCGGCAGUUCCAGGAGGCGGUCAACCGCGACCAACGCCGUCCGGUUCCAAGCCGCAGCACAGUCGCUCACAGAGCGCGGCCGCCCUGGGUGCCAACGCGGGCUCUGGAGGGAUCUCGAAACCGGCACAAGCUCCGGCCAGCUCCCAGCAAACGCUGCAACAACCGAAACGCGUUGGUUUCCCGCAUGCAUUUGAACGAUGGGAGACACUCUCGUCCCACUGGGAAGGCCUGACCAGCUAUUGGAUGCGCAAACUCGAGCAGAACAACGAUGACCUCGAGCGUGAUCCGAUCAGUCAACAAUUGGCUCGCCAAAUCACGGAUUUGUCUGCAGCCGGUGCCAACCUGUUUCACGCCGUGGUUGAGCUGCAGCGUCUACGUGCCUCCUCCGAACGCAAGUUCCAGCGUUGGUUCUUCGAUACCCGAGCCGAGCAAGAACGAGCUAAGGAGACCCAAGCCGAUUUGGACCGCCAGCUCAAGGCAGAGAUGCGAGCUCGAGCCGAGGCUCUUGCCACUGCUCAGGAAUCCGAGAAGGAAAAGGUGAAGGCCGAGGAGCUCCUCAAGGAGAUGCGCCGCGAAUUGCAAAUUUCCAAAGAGGAAGCACGCCGCGCAUGGGAGGAGCUUGGUCGCCGCGAACAAGAGGAGCGAGACCGAACCAACUCCCUCCGCAAUGGAGAGCCCACUCUCGUCGGUGGGGUUCAAGUUGUUCCAAUGGUGUCUGGUCUUCCAAGCCGCCAUAACACCACCCGCUCCCAGGCCCGCGAAGGCCCAUAUCCCAGCGGGUCCGCUGCCACUGCUCUGGGCACAGACGCUUACGGCAAGCCUGUGAACCCCAGCUCCAGUGGACAAUACUACCAAGAUGGCACACCGAUGUCCCCCACUGGCUCUGAUCCAUUUAUCGAACCCAAAAAGACCGACCCACCUGCCUCCAAAGUCCCUUACCCAGCUCCACUCUAUGAGCAUCAACCUACCGGGCCCGCCACCUCCGAGCCCGACGACCGCUCCUACGUCGGAAGCAGUGAGGCCGAUGAUGACUACACCCAUUACGCUCACGACCCGCAAGGGCUGAGCUACCCUCCGGGGCCCCCUUCCGAGGAGAGUGAAGAAUACGACCACCCGGCCGCGCCGUACCCGGAAGGAGCUUACACCUCUGCUGAAACAUCCGCCACCCUGCAAGCCCCUUACCCCCCGACCUCGGCCGCGGACUACAGUGGCGCGGGCUGGGGCCCCGGCACUGGUUGGGAGUCUAUGACUCCUCGUCAUCGUCACCCCACGCGUCUGAGUGACGUUCUGGAAGAAGACGAGCCCAGUCGCACUACUCCCAGUCGUGCUAGCCUCGCUAGUCGCAGCCAGGCCAGCCGGAGUAUUCUGUAA